Molecule: messenger RNA, 3550 nt
Organism: Paramormyrops kingsleyae
Lineage: Eukaryota; Metazoa; Chordata; Actinopteri; Osteoglossiformes; Mormyridae
Gene: rundc3b
Product: RUN domain containing 3b
Source: RefSeq, a predicted model, not a curated record
UAUAUGUAUAAUUCGGGGUAUUUCGGCCACACUUAAAGGAUCCUUGUCGGACGCUUUAUAGAAAAUACUGAAAUAUGGAAUGAAGGCACAGCGCCUGGGAGCUGCGAGCCUCCUAGGAGAACAUCUCGACAACAUCGCAGGCUGGAGACUGCGUCCGUCAGGAAGUCGUCCCUGCCCUUUUUUUUUUGCUUUCGCUGGGAUCCCAUGACUGGGUCCUGCCGGCCGUGUGUUUACACCACAGUCGGUCAGGUAGAUGUUAAGACAGCAGCACGGCCACGGGAUCCUGAUCAGCUGAAAACGAGCAGGUCUGCGCAGGGAUGGCAUCUCUCAGCCUGGGGCCGAAUUUAUCCCGAAAAAAAGGGGCUGCCAGGGCUGGUCUCGUCGAAAGGAAGAACCUGAUCACAGUGUGCAGGUUCUCUGUGAAGACCCUGAUCGACCGCUCUUGUUUCGAGACCAUCGAUGACACCUCGCCAGAAUUCGUCAACUUCGUCUGCAUCUUGGAGCAGAUCCUGAGCCAUCGUUUGAAAGGGCAGGUUACCUGGUUUGGCUAUGAGAGCCCUAGAAGCUUCUGGGACUACAUCCGCGUGGCCUGCAGCAAGGUGCCUCACAGCUGCAUCAGCAGCAUCGAGAACAUGGAGAACGUCCGCACGUCACGGGCCAAGGGCCGAGCUUGGAUCAGAGUGGCCCUCAUGGAGAAGCGUCUGUCCGAGUACAUAUCCACAGCGCUCAAGGACUACAGAACCACCAGGCGCUUCUAUGGGGAGGGCUCCGUCGUCCUGGGAGAGGAGGCGGGGCUGCUGGCGGACAUGCUGAUUGGGCUGAAUGCCAUCGACUUCAGCUUCUGCCUGAAGGGGGAGACACUGGAUGGCAGCUGCCCGGCUGUUAUCGACUACACCCCCUACCUGAAGUUUACCCAGAGGUAUGAGAGUGUUGACAGCAUCAGCAGUGACGAGGAGGAGAUGCGCACCUUGGGCAGCAGCGGCAGUGAGGCCAGCACCCCAGAAACGGGGGGGUCCACCCUCCUCCUGGACCAGAGCAGCUGGUUUAACAAGUGCCGGAGGGUGGAGCAGAAGUACAGGGUGGCACUGGAGCAGAAGGGCUACCUGGAGGAGCUGGUGCGGCUGAGGGAGGCCCAGCUGUCGGAGUCGGUCUCCCAGAACAAAGCGCUCCUGCAGCGGCUGGCUGAGGCCGACCUCAGUCACAAGCUGGAGAAGGAGCAGCUGGAGUACAUCGUGCUGGAGCUGCAGGACCAGCUGACUGUGCUGAAGAACCACGACCGGCAGUCCAGGCAAGAACUCACGGCUCACCUCACCAACCAGUGGCCGUCGCCGGGAUCGCUCGACGCCAACGCCGUCGCCCUGGAUACGCUGCUGUACAGGAAGGGCACCAGCCAAUGGGAAGAGUGGGUGUCUCACGCUUCUGGGAAGAGUUUCCAGAGUUUGGACCAGCUGUCUGCUGACAUGACCCUGUCCCAGACGUCGCUGGACCCGGUACACACGCAGGACCUGGAGCCCAAGCCGGGCCGGUCCCGCUGGUUUAGUGAAGGCAAGGAAGACACCCCCUCGCUACGCGGCCUGUGUGGAUCUCUGACGUCUGUGGCCAGCUACAAAUCCCUGGCCAGCCUGAAGUCCCCUGAGUGCCUUGUGAGUCCCAGCACGGAGAUGACCAGUCCAGGGCUGACGCCCUCCUGAACAUUGUCUGGUCGUGGUCCCCCCCUGGUCUACAGUCCAUCAUCCUUCAUCGUCUCUGUGAGACCCGCUGGGAAGGCUGCACCCCCCACUUUGGACUGACUUGGUUGCUCUUCAUGUCUGUCUGUUUCUUGGUUUAAUAGAGCAUAAUUUAGGUCCAUCUGUUCCAGUGAGAUUUCUAUGCGUGUUUUUUUUAUUUUUUAUUUUAAUGCAUUACCAGGUCAGAGUGCCCAUUACUGUCGUUCGUUAUCAUCAGAUGUUUUUUUUUGUUCUGCUGGCUAUUAACAGACACACUGGACUAAACGGCAGCAUCUUGGCGGUCAAAGCAAAUCUGUCCUGUCACGCGAACGACAAGAGUGGCCGAAGCACUCGUGAUGGUCUCUGAUUACUGAGACCUGCUGCGACCCGCCCCUGAAAAGCGUGUGACUCCAUUUCUGUAGUGGAGGGGAGUGGAGGGGGGCGGGUGGAAGUGCAGGCAAAUCGGCUGUAAUUUUCAGUAUCACCCUCGAGGAGAAUCGGACAAUCAGCUCAGAAUUUUGGCUUCGCUGUACGCUUCCCUGACAGGAGGGGGCAGUAUUGAGCGUCAUUUAUGUACUGCCCUGUGCCUUCAUCGCCCCCCAGCCCCCGUUUAUUUACCUCUGUUGCUCAUCAUGAAUGUCCUUUAUCUAGUGACGCUGUUAAACGGUUUUAGUUUGCAUGAUCGCCCCCAGUUCGGAGGUGGUUUUAUGUACCUACAGCAGAAGCUGAGUAUCACAUAGACAGCGCCAGUGAGCCAAUUCCAGCCCAGACUGGGAUGUCUGCUUAUAUGCUUGGUGGUGCUCCUGGCGAUGGUCAGCUCCAUCUGUGUCUGUGCAGCUUCCAGCCAUCUCAUUGUCUAAUCCCAUGUUUGUGGAUGUUAACCUCGAAGCACAAGACGCUCUCCUGAAAGCCUCAUUGGAUGCUGCAUGAGGCUCUGGGGCAUUAGGCUUACUGUGGAUUCACUGAAAUGGGCAGCCAGCCCAAUUUGUCAUGGUUGUCUUAGACAACAGCGAUACGAAAUCAGGGCUAAUUUACUGCAUCGACUUCCCUGCACAAACAGGAGUGAAUCCAUGUGUGUCGCAGUCCUUUUAAUGCUUGAAAAGGUGGCGCUGUUACACACUCAUGUAGUCAGUCAAUAAAUUACCAUGGAUACAGAGAGAUUGCGCUGUGAAGUAGACUUGUUGAAGUGUUUUGGUGAUAGCGAUAGGGUGAUUAUCCAUUUUUAAUGUCUGGAUCUUUUUGUUGAUUAUUUGCAGGCCGGUUAGGAAGAUUUAUACCACCACUAUAUAGAGAGUAAAGGUCUUUCAGUCAGAGCAAACGCAGAACUGCUUACAGGCCAUUGCUGUAUACUACUGGGUAUAAAGUAAACAUCUUCCAAGUUUCUAGAAAGCAGUGGGGAAAAAAAAACAAUUGCCUCAUAUCUAAAAAGAUAAUCGUAACUGCUGCACAACAUCGUUAUUCUUUCAUGUAAUAUGAGUAUAAAAUUAGUUAAAAUGGUAUUUUUACAGAAAUUUUCCUCAUGUUUUCCCAGUUUUGGGUUGGAUGGAAAACAUUGAGCCUUAUGUCGGACCAUCGGUGUACUGCGUUUGAGUCUUUACCCACCCGCUCGGCUCCGAUGCACCCCCGUGCGACACCCCCGUGCGACAGACACCCGGCCCUCCUUCCCCUCAUUUUCCAGACGCCUUGGAUUGCGCGCCUGCAAUGAAAUGUAAAUUGCUGUUGAUCCCCUGUAAUCUCUGUUGUUGCCUGUAUUUCAUGAUGCGUGCGCAUAAUUUAGAAUAAAUAUUUAAGUCCUCAUUUGCGUGACCUGCCCCCAGCAUUUGGGACGUGACCUUUGAAUGACA